CUACGACACCCGUCUCUAAGAGCUUCUACAUACAUCUACAAGCCGCCGAAUCAGCCUCAUCCAUACGCAGACCCUCCUUUGAAUUCCGACCUACGUAGUCCUUCCGAAAUUCCGCACCCUCGCAGAUCAAACUCGAUACAACCUUCCACGAGCUCGCUCUCCAACCUCCACCAUGCCCAGUGCCACCGGGUCGAGUUGGGAGAAAUACCAGAAGAACUUCGCCGACGAUGAGAUAGAGGAGAAGAAGAUAACUCCUCUCACUGAUGAGGACAUUCAGGUGUUGAAGACAUAUGGCGCCGCGCCAUAUGCGGCAGAGCUGAAGAAGCUCGAGAAAGAGGUCAAAGAUAAGCAACAGACUAUAAAUGAGAAGAUUGGCGUCAAGGAAUCGGACACUGGUCUUGCGCCACCUCAUCUAUGGGACAUCGCUGCCGACAGACAACGCAUGCAAGAAGAACAGCCACUUCAAGUUGCCCGAUGCACAAAGAUAAUACAAGAUGAAAAGGACACCGAUAAGAGCAAAUACGUCAUUAAUGUCAAACAAAUCGCCAAGUUCGUCGUCAAUUUGGGCGAGCGUGUGUCGCCCACGGAUAUUGAGGAGGGUAUGCGAGUAGGUGUGGACAGGAAUAAGUACCAGAUCCUCCUUCCGCUACCGCCUAAGAUCGAUCCCUCAGUCACGAUGAUGACAGUCGAAGACAAGCCGGACGUAACUUACGGCGACGUCGGAGGUUGCAAGGAGCAGAUUGAGAAACUACGAGAAGUCGUUGAAAUGCCUCUGCUGUCACCGGAACGUUUCGUGAACCUCGGUAUCGAUCCUCCUAAAGGUGCCCUUCUCUACGGACCACCAGGAACCGGAAAGACCUUAUGUGCUCGUGCAGUUGCCAACAGAACCGACGCAACAUUCAUCCGAGUCAUCGGUUCCGAACUCGUCCAAAAGUACGUUGGUGAGGGUGCACGAAUGGUGCGAGAGCUUUUCGAGAUGGCGCGGACAAAGAAAGCAUGCAUCAUUUUCUUCGACGAAGUGGAUGCUAUUGGCGGUGCUCGUUUCGAUGACGGUGCAGGAGGCGACAACGAAGUUCAGCGAACUAUGCUUGAGCUCAUUACCCAACUCGACGGCUUCGACUCCCGUGGCAAUAUCAAAGUCAUGUUUGCCACCAACAGACCGUCCACUCUUGAUCCUGCACUCAUGCGUCCCGGCCGUAUCGACCGUAAGAUCGAGUUCUCGCUGCCUGAUAUGGAGGGUCGCGCCAACAUCCUCCGCAUUCAUGCCAAGAGUAUGAGCGUCGAGCGGGACAUCAGAUGGGAACUGAUUUCACGACUUUGUCCAAACAGUACCGGUGCUGAAUUGAGGAGUGUUGCCACAGAAGCGGGAAUGUUCGCUAUACGCGCGCGAAGAAAGGUUGCGACCGAGAAGGAUUUCCUCGCUGCUGUGGACAAGGUUAUCAAGGGUAACCUGAAGUUCAAUUCUACUGCCACGUACAUGCAAUACAAUUAGGG
Messenger RNA from Aaosphaeria arxii CBS 175.79, 1494 nucleotides. Its product is annotated as 26S protease regulatory subunit 7. NCBI's taxonomy places the organism in Eukaryota, Fungi, Ascomycota, Dothideomycetes, Pleosporales. The transcript is spliced from 6 exons. Gene Ontology annotation, cellular component: proteasome regulatory particle, base subcomplex. Bases 173 to 1492 code for a protein of 439 amino acids. The record is from RefSeq and is a predicted model, not a curated record. Gene Ontology annotation, biological process: proteasome-mediated ubiquitin-dependent protein catabolic process. Gene Ontology annotation, molecular function: proteasome-activating activity; ATP binding; ATP hydrolysis activity.